UAGGACGCUGAAAUGGCGAGCGCUUGCGCUUGGGCGGUUAAUCGUUGCUCCUUUUUAGCCUGUCAACGCGCCACUUUUGCUGCUACUGUUAUUAGAGGCAGACCCCUAAGAAUUGCUAUAAGUUUUAGGGAAUGCAAAUCUAUUCGUUUCGCAAGAAAUUGUUGCUGCUCGUCAUCUAGCACAAGCAGCGACCUGGCAGUUGUAGUUGCUAAUGACGAUAAAUAUGGGAACAAGCAGAUAAUCAGUCUCACUCCUUGCCUUUACGAUUACAUUCUCUCCAACGUCCGGGAGCCCGAGAUUUUACGGCAACUGCGAGAGGAGACUGCUGCAAUGCCUGGCAGCCAGAUGCAAGUUUCUCCUGAUCAAGCACAGCUGCUUGCGAUGCUUGUGCAGAUUCUUGGUGCAAAACGGUGUAUAGAACUUGGUGUUUAUACCGGAUACUCAUCAUUGGCAGUUGCUUUGGUGCUGCCGGAAUCAGGUUGUUUAGUUGCAUGCGAAAGAGAUGCCAAUUCUCUCAAUGUUGCUCAGAAGUAUUACGAGCGUGCUGGUGUCUCCCACAAGGUCCAUGUGAAACAUGGAAUGGCAGCAGACAGUUUAAAAUCUUUGAUUCUGAAUGGAGAGGAAUCCAGUUAUGAUUUUGCAUUUGUUGAUGCUGAGAAGAAAAUGAAUCAGGAGUAUUUUGAAUUGCUACUGCAGCUGGUGAGGGUCGGGGGUGUUAUUGUAGUUGACAAUGUCCUUUGGCAUGGAAAAGUUGCAGAUCCAUUGCAGAUAAAUGAUGCUAGGACUGUCAGCAUCAGGAAUUUCAACAAAACUUUAAUGGAGGACAACCGUGUGAGCAUCAGCAUGGUAUCUAUAGGAGAUGGCAUGACAAUCUGCCGCAAAAAAUGACCUUGUUUAGGCUUUUCCACUGGUUGAUCCAGCAAUUUAUUCAACAUGCUGUUGAGGUUUCUCUUGUUUCCAAAAGGAUAGACUUGACUGAUCCAUGGAUAAGCAUAAGACAUAAGAAGGUAUUUUGUUGGCACUUCUUGCCCAGCAUGUUGGGUUAAACACUUAUCCUCUUUUGGCGUGAUGAUGAGCAGACCUAGCAGUUUUCUCUUUGAAGGUGACAGGCAAACUUGAAAAGCAAUCCUGAAAUAGACAUGGCGUCUGAUUUCAGAUGCUCAACGAUCUCUUUUGUUCCCAUUGACAACCAAGUGAUGAUCAUGGGAAUAAACACUAACUCAUUGCUGUAAUCAUAUAUUAAUUUAGAAGUUUGGCGGCCCAUAUUGGUUAUUUUGACAGUAAAAUGGUACUCUAACAAACUAAUGCAAUUAUAUUAUAUUGUUUGAGGCUUCA
This is a messenger RNA of Ricinus communis (castor bean), 1335 nucleotides long. RefSeq names its product O-methyltransferase MdmC. NCBI's taxonomy places the organism in Eukaryota, Viridiplantae, Streptophyta, Magnoliopsida, Malpighiales, Euphorbiaceae. Gene Ontology annotation, molecular function: O-methyltransferase activity; S-adenosylmethionine-dependent methyltransferase activity. The record is from RefSeq and is a predicted model, not a curated record. Bases 13 to 888 code for a protein of 291 amino acids. The transcript has 9 exons.